AUGCUGAAGGAAGCUCUACAGGUCGAGCCAGACUCGAUGUUAGUGAUAGAGAGCCUUGCGGAUCAUCUUCGCAUUUUCGCAGAUUAUGCAGACUCCGAUGAGAUGCUCACAGAGUCAGCGAAGAUCUUGGAAAAGGCCUACAAUGAGAGUGAAGAUCCAAGCGACAGCCUCAGCGAUGCCCAGGCCUUGACUUUUAUGCAACAAUUUAAGAGAAGAGGUAAACCCGAAGACAUCGAAGUUGCCAUUCAGCGAUUUCGCACGUUGGUUGAUCGGUCGCAUAGUCGAGUAGAGGAUCAAGCACAGUAUCUUUUGAAGCUUUCUCAGUGCCUAUUGUUAAGAUUCGAGGCCUUUGAGAAACAAGAUGACCUCGAUAAAGCUCAAGUCGAGGCUACCAGAGCCUUUUCUCUUGAAACUACCCCUCAAUUCAUUAAGGGGGAUUGUAUUCGUCUUCAGGGACUGAUUUCCAACGCACGAUACAAGUGGAGCAAUAAUCCCGAAUACCUUGAUCAGGCAAUAACGCAGUACCGAGAGUCAUUGGAAAAGGUCAGCGACAAGAACAAGCAUCUGGUUCGCAAUGAUCUCGCAAAUGCGUAUUAUCUCAAGUUCAAGAGAACGUUGCUACUUGACGAUCUUUCUGAAUCAAUCAAGGGGUAUGACUUUGCCCUCCACGAGCUCCAACAAAGUGGAAGAAAAGAUUCCAAGAAAGACAGCUUAAUGAUCUCUCAUGGAUUAGCCAUCUCACUUACUGCACAAUUCGAGGUCACUCAACAGCAACAAGACAUUGACCGGGCUAUCACUUGCUACGAGAAAUGCUUUCAGGGCGCCGCAAAGAAAACCAUACAUGGUUUGAUUCGGGCCAAUAACCUCGCCCUCGCCUAUCAGGAACGAUACAAACUCACGGGACAGAUUGACGACGUGAAAAAGUCUCAGACCGUCUUGCUUGAAGUACUCGCAUGGGGCCUUGAUGUGCACCCAAAUAACCGAUGUAACAUGCAUAACAAUCUCGGGCGGGCAUUUCUACUCUCAUACAUCGAGCUCAAAGAACCUUCGUACUUGGACUAUGCAGAAGAGCAUUUCCGCAAGGCUGAUGCAACGGGUUGCACCCUCCCUGACUUUCAGAUAGCGGCUUCAGUGAACCUCUCCCGGGUUUUGCUACUGAAGGCCAGGCAAACAAAACAACGCCGGGACCAGCUUGCUGUUUUACUUCAACUCACAAAAAGCCUCAGCUAUAUAGGGAACAUGCAAAACAUAACUAAUUAUUCUCACACGGAUGGAAUCAUCUACAAUACCCUGGAGUUUAUCCUCGAUUCUUGGAUGGAUUCAGGCUACAGUGCAGAAUCCACCUCUGGACAGCUUUAUUUGACCGCAAGCAAAACACUGAUCCCUCAUUUGAAAACUCUCCAAAGUUCCGCCAUUGCCCGCUUCUAUAUUUUCGCCGCGAUUGCGCAGCAUGUUGUUGCAAAACAGCCAGGGAUUGCUCGCGAUGUGAUCCGCACGACCGCCGAAAUCUUACCCAAGAGCAUGCUCCUCAGCUUUGAUCGCAAGGAUAUCCUCAAUAACCUCGGGAAUUUCGUCGGUCUGCCAUCCUUUGCCAUCGCCUGCUCACUAGCCGCAGGGGACUCACCAUACAUCGCCCUCGAGCUCUUCGACAAAGUGCGCAGUGUCAUGUGGGACAGCGUGCUAUCUAACAAGAUGACUCUCCGAGAAAAGGAAAUUGAGAACUUUCCCGAACUGAGAGAUAGAUUGACACAAGUGCUAAAGCCUCUUGCUGGGGCCAAGGGUUCGCAGAAGACGCCAUCAGUGAGUGAAAUAGGUGGAAUGCUAGUACAGCAACAUGAAAUCUAUCGACAAGGUGUGGAAUACCAGCAACUUUGGGAGAAGCUAGAAUCGCACCCGGAGCUCGAAAGGUUUACAUGUUUGCCGGAAGAGGUGUCUGCCCUCGCCGAAUAUGCCGAGGAAGGUCCUGUCAUCAUCGUGAACUACGGACUCUUCCGUAGCGAUGCCAUUAUUCUGACCAAGGAAGGAGUGGAGUCGGUUUCCCUUCCAUUGCUCACUGGACAAGAAUUGGAAGAAAAUGAUAAUCUGUACUUGGAAGCCCUCAGCAUCAUGAGUAUCGAUCUCUCCGUUGCCACCCAGAAAAUGAACCAACUUCUCGAAUGGAUCUGGGAUGCCGUUGCAGAACCAAUCUUUGAUCGCCUUGGGUUCUGUGGCAUCUUAACCGAUGCAGAGGAUCUUCCACGAUCAUGGUGGAUCACCACUGGUCGCAUCGGAACGUUUCCACUCCAUGCUGCAGGAAACCCUCGCAAGGGGGCCGCUUGUAACGUUCUCGAUCGGACUGUACCGUCUUACAUCAAUGGACUUCGCGCCCUCGAAUACACCCGCAGUCGACGCAGUACUCGACCAGAUGUCCCGUCCAGAUCUGAGAAGCGUGCACUCUUGAUUUCAAUGGAAUCAACGCCAGGGAUGGGAGAAGAGGGAAACCUCCCAGGCGCUGCGAGGGAAGUAACCAAAAUCGAAGAGAUUUUCAAUCGCAGCGGUGGAAAAAGUAAACUCCUACACAGUCCAAGUCGUGUCGAGGUCCUACGACAUCUUAGCCGAGCAGACUUUGCCCACUUCGCCUGUCAUGGUGUCUGCGACGGAGAUGAUCCUGCCCGAAGCGCGCUCCGUCUGACAGACUGGCAGACGAAGCCACUUGAUGUUGAAUGUCUUCUUCAACAAAUCCAGAAAAACCAAAGCGACGUGAGACUGCAACUUGUGUAUCUCUCAGCAUGUGAGAGUGCAUCAAAUAAGUCUAAAUUCCGCGACGAAGGACUGCAUAUAGCUGGUGGGUUUCAAAUGGCCGGAGUUCCCCACGUCAUUGCUACUCUUUGGCCCGUGGACGACACAUUUAGCUUCAACAUGGCUGCACGGUUUUAUCAACAGCUCAGUGCGCUGGGAUCAAAUUGCGACCCCACGCAAUCAGCUAAAGUGCUUCGACAGGCUGUUGUCGAAAUGAGAGGUUCGGGUGCAAGUUCAUUGCUUUGGGCCACAUACAUACAUCUGGGUCCGUAA
Molecule: messenger RNA, 3051 nt
Organism: Penicillium waksmanii
Lineage: Eukaryota; Fungi; Ascomycota; Eurotiomycetes; Eurotiales; Aspergillaceae
Product: CHAT domain-containing protein
Exons: 1
Coding region: 1-3051 (1016 amino acids)
Molecular function (GO): protein binding
Source: RefSeq, a predicted model, not a curated record